AUGGAGACCGCCAGAGUCCCUGACAACUUCACCUGUAAGAAAGUCAUCCAGCUGCACCUUCUAUCACUGUGCGUAACAACGUUGGAACUGGAACUGGACGAACUCGGGAUCAUUCAGGAAGCUGAGCGGGUGAUAGGUCCGGGCUCCGAACAGUUUCUGAUUAUUAUUGUGUUUGAAACCGACGGGGAAGUGCCUGAUCCACCGAAACCCGCUGCCAAGAAGGGCGCCAAGAAAGCUCUGUCCAAACCGGCGAGCAAGUCUGGCAAGAAGCGCAAGAGGUCGAGGAAGGAGAGUUACAAAGUGAUGAAGCAGGUUCACCCCGACACCGGCAUCUCCUCCAAGGCCAUGAGCAUCAUGAAUUCAUUCGUGAACGAUAUCUUCGAGCGCAUCGCGGGUGAGGCUUACCGCCUGGCAGACUACAACAAGCGGUCCACCAUCAGCUCCCGGGAGAUCCAGACCACCGUGCGCCUGCUGCUGCCCGGGGACCUGGCCAAGCACGCCGUGUCCGAAGGGACAAUGGCGGUGACCAAGUACACCAGCUCCAACUGAAGAGAAGUUUACAGACAAAACAAACGGGAAAUUCAAAGGAUCAUUUAAGAGCCACUCACGCUUUCAGUAAAAGAGUUACAAAAUAUUGAGCCAUGGACUUGAGACAGCUGCACCAUAGACCCUGAAAGUGACAUCAGGAAUAUCUUCUCUGCAAGUUACAGUGAGCAUCUGGGUUAAAUCUGAUCAACAGCACAAGGUCAGAAACUUAGUGUCACUACCAAAAGUUCC
Messenger RNA from Hypanus sabinus (Atlantic stingray), 777 nucleotides. RefSeq names its product histone H2B-like. Gene Ontology annotation, cellular component: nucleosome. The record is from RefSeq and is a predicted model, not a curated record. Gene Ontology annotation, molecular function: DNA binding; protein heterodimerization activity; structural constituent of chromatin. Bases 1 to 549 code for a protein of 182 amino acids. Lineage: Eukaryota; Metazoa; Chordata; Chondrichthyes; Myliobatiformes; Dasyatidae. The transcript has 3 exons.